Molecule: messenger RNA, 1829 nt
Organism: Rhagoletis zephyria (snowberry fruit fly)
Lineage: Eukaryota; Metazoa; Arthropoda; Insecta; Diptera; Tephritidae
Gene: frc
Product: UDP-sugar transporter UST74c fringe connection
Source: RefSeq, a predicted model, not a curated record
GAAUUCAGUCUGAUCGCGACUGUCAAAAUGGCCAUUUACGUAUUUUUUAGUGGGUGUGUAGUUAAAUUGCUUAUCUAAAUUAUAACGCCAGAAAAAGUGAAUACAUUUGUUUAUCAAGAAUGCUGGUAUAUUAAACGGACAGUCAUGUUAUAGUUUCAAAGCCUUAAUCGGGUAGUAAGUGAAAGUUAGUGUGAAAAAAACAACCUGUAUUCCAAUAGUAAUUACAGCAAUAUUGCACAAAGCAACUAACUUUCACACUGAAUCCUCCUUACGAUGGCCUCACACAGCAGUGAGGACAAAAGUAUUGCAAUUGAGCUAUCGAACAGCAGAAGCAAUGAUAGCACAACAAGCCUCAAUUCAAAGGAGCAGCGUCAGCAUGAUGAUGGCACGUUGUUCUUCAAGAAAGUCGGCAGUGCUUUGUUCUAUGGCAUGGCCUCAUUCAUGAUAACCGUUGUCAACAAGACUGUGCUUACAUCAUAUCUCUUUCCUUCGUUCCUGUUUCUCAGCUUGGGACAGUUGUUGGCCAGUAUAGUUGUACUUGGCGUUGGCCGACGAUUACGUUUCGUUUCAUAUCCACCAUUAAAGCGGAAUACAUUUAUAAAAAUUUUCCCACUACCACUGAUUUUUCUCGGAAACAUGAUGUUUGGCUUAGGUGGCACAAAGGAACUAAGCUUACCCAUGUUCGCCGCACUGCGUCGCUUUUCAAUAUUAAUGACGAUGUUACUAGAAUUGAAAAUACUUGGAGUAAGGCCCUCCUUCGCUGUGCAAGUCAGCGUAUACGCCAUGAUUGCUGGUGCCUUACUGGCAGCUUCCGAUGAUCUUUCAUUUAACAUGAAAGGUUAUACAUUUGUGAUGAUAACCAAUGCACUUACUGCAUCGAAUGGAGUAUUUGUCAAGAAAAAGCUGGAUACUUCAGAAAUAGGAAAAUAUGGCUUAAUGUUCUACAAUUCACUAUUUAUGUUCAUACCGGCACUGGUCGUUACUUAUCUUACUGGUGACCUUGAAAAAUCGCUCGCCUACAACCAAUGGCAAAAUCCCUAUUUUGUGGUACAAUUUCUAAUGAGCUGCUUCAUGGGCUUCAUAUUAUCCUACAGCACUAUACUUUGCACACAACAUAAUUCUGCGCUAACAACAACAAUUGUCGGAUGCUUAAAAAACAUAUGUGUAACAUAUUUAGGCAUGUUCAUUGGCGGUGACUACAUCUUCUCGUGGCUUAACUGUAUCGGAAUUAAUAUCAGCGUGUUUGCUAGUUUACUUUACACGUAUAUUACAUUCAGACGGAAGCAAGCACCUGAUAAGGAACUGUUGAUACCAACCACUAGAGGAGUAGCUGUGUAGUAUGCUAACAAAAAAUGUACUUGUAUGUAGAUAUUAGCGUAGUAGCGUAGGUACCUAUUUCUAAAAAUUCAUGAAUCAGUGAAUUCUAUAAGUGAAGUAAGAGUGAAAUAAAUCAAAAUACUAAAUUAAGACAAGGCAUUAUAUGCAUGCCUAUUUUUACAAUAUUUCGUACACGCAUAUGUACUCGUAGUCAUGUACGCAACUGUAUGUACAUAUAUUGAAUUUAGUUUUUAAAAAAUUGCCAAAGCCAUAGUUAUAUGAUCGUACAUAUGUGAAUUUUUAUGUUCCAAUUUCGAGUAAGUAAGCAGUUUAGUUUUGAAUAAGUUGUAGGUGUAUAAAAAUAUGCAUGCAACAAAAGUGUCAUAGUCACUAGCUCAUCUAUGAGUAAUGUAGGUAUGUAACUUUGCUAUUGAUUUAAGGAAAAAUAAUAUAAUAUUAUAAAAAAAAAAAAACGAUUUACUUUAAUAAUACCAUGCAAAUGAUUAUAUGUG